Molecule: messenger RNA, 581 nt
Organism: Ciona intestinalis (vase tunicate)
Lineage: Eukaryota; Metazoa; Chordata; Ascidiacea; Phlebobranchia; Cionidae
Source: RefSeq, a predicted model, not a curated record
CACAAGCUUAUAAAUGCAACCGGAUUAACCAUCUGAUUAUCGUAUAAGCCAACAGCAACUGUCGUGUCGAUAAGAGUAAACAGAACUUUUCGUAUUCACCUGAAAAUAUGAAGUUUUUGUCGCUUGUUUCAGUAUCCCUACUUAUUGGGUUUACUUUGGGAGCAGUUACUCCGGCUCCCCCGGUCACGUGUUACGUUGGAAGAAGUUCGGGUACAAUUAUAAACGCAACCAAUUUCGAAGAACAAUUGUGCGCAAUGGGAGAGUCUUGCAGAACUGACAUUGUUAAAAGAGAGAACGAAUUGAUGAUUGAGAAGAAAUGCCACAACACAAAAGCUUGCUUUUCUCAAACAGAUGUCGUCAAUGAGUUCCAAUGUUAUAGUGGUCUGUCAUACAGAAACAAGUUGCACGUUUGCCUGUUUUGCUGUUCAACUGAUCGCUGCAACAAUAUGAUCGAGAUGCCUUCCUCUCCAUAAGAAAACUAUGCAUCAUAUACAUAGUUGCCAACAACAUCUUUUCCGUCAUGUUUAACGUGAAUACAGUGCAAAUUACAGAAGCCAAAUAAAAAUUAUUGCUUGCUGUCA